AUGGGAAUCAAACGCCUUGAAAAUCACCAGCAACUGAACUCAUCAAGAAACAUACAAUCCCGACUGUCAAAGAUUGAGAUCACUAGAACACCCUCGACACAUACCCAUCUGAGGCCGCUUUCGCAAGCUAAAGCUAUCUAUAUCAACCAUGCUGUUCACCCCGCCGCUCUGUUGGCCAUCCUGGUCACCUCCAUUGUCGCCAGUCCGGUCGUACUGGUCAAGCGAGACAAGAUCAUCAUUGGCUAUAGGCGUGUUAGCAAGGAACAAGCUGCCGAUUACGAAAGAAACGGCGGAACCCUUACCUACGACCCACGUUUGGCGACCGGCGGCCAACAGCUUGGCCCUGGUGUGUACAUCUCUCCGCGCCGUGGCGCAUGGCCGAUUGGCGGUGACAGCGACUGGUGGUGUGUUGUCAGGGCAGAUUCCGAAGCGGUGGACAAUCUCAGCAAGGUCUGGGUACCAUCCUUCUCCCAUGACUUCGACAACCUCUGGUACGUAAGCGAGGAGACCAUGACGGCCUACAUCAAAGAGGUGGACGACGGGAUCGACCCGGAGAAGGCGUUCCGCUUGUCACGGAUCGACAGGGACGAAAACAGUCUCCAGAUGCUGAUCCCGCCGGGGCUGCUGAACGGCCAGGGAGGUGGCCUGGGUAUCACUGUUGAGUGCGACCCCGACGCCAACAAAGUGCCGACAGACGCGGUGGACUAUGAAAACUUUGACGCAAGUGGUGACAAGGAUCCCGCGUUUUGA
This is a messenger RNA of Colletotrichum higginsianum IMI 349063, 750 nucleotides long. RefSeq lists its product as uncharacterized. Bases 1 to 750 code for a protein of 249 amino acids. The record is from RefSeq and is a predicted model, not a curated record. NCBI's taxonomy places the organism in Eukaryota, Fungi, Ascomycota, Sordariomycetes, Glomerellales, Glomerellaceae. The transcript is spliced from 3 exons.